Messenger RNA from Mytilinidion resinicola, 1229 nucleotides. RefSeq lists its product as uncharacterized. The transcript has a single exon. The coding region runs from base 120 to 998 and encodes 292 amino acids. The record is from RefSeq and is a predicted model, not a curated record. Lineage: Eukaryota; Fungi; Ascomycota; Dothideomycetes; Mytilinidiales; Mytilinidiaceae.
GUAAAUCAAUUGAUAACUUGGGGUUCUCGGCCCAACGCAUCGCGUUAAGGCGCAAGUCUUCACUGGAGUCUGAUUCUGAUACAAGUACCUGGCGGCCUGAGUCCUUAUUCUCAAUCGAUAUGCAGUCAAAUUCGUCUGGAACUUCGUUUACAUCGGUGGCACAUACUUCGGCAGCGGACGCUUUUGCUACCCUUUUAAUGACUAACGACGAGAUAAGAUCACUCUGCGUCAGCGGGGUUACGGACUGCAAUGUUGGCCCACUCAGACUGGAGAGAAACCUUCCCCGGCUGCUGUAUCAAUACUCGAAAGAUCUACGUGAGGAGGCUGUGACGCCGGCGCAACUUACAGCUGUGGAGCUUUUCCAAUCCAGAUCUCGGCUGCAGCAUAUUGCUAGCAAAGUACGGCGAACGGUUAACGGUGACUCCGAGAGACUCGCUCUUCCCAACGAACCGCUCGACCCUAAUGCUAGUAUCCAGCGUUAUCUUGACGAGCAAGAAGGCCAACGAAAGCCUCUAGACAUUAAGAACAAAGACAUUUCUGCGGGAUCCAGUUCCAGUGACGAUGAACAAGACGCAGAGAUCAAUGAACCACGAGAUUUUAACGUACAGUCCCUCGCAGCCUUUCUGUCUAAUAGCAUAGCAUUUCAGCUUUUGCAACAGAAUCUACGAGAUUUUGUCUUCCCAAAAAUUUCCGGCGAGCUAGAUCGCAUCUCGCAGCGCAUCCUGAGACAUCCCCGUGUACUCUCGAACAAGGACAUAGCUGUACUUCAAGGUGUGAUUUAUCAGCUUCGCCAAGCUGACCCCGCCUCAAUUUCCGUCUCCGAUCACCAGGCUUCUGUUAAAGAUAAGUGGAAAAUAAAAAUGGAGCAACUUUGCGGAAGUUCAUGGGACUGGUGGCCUAUACAAGAACCAAUCUACCCAACUCGUCCCGGCCACAUCUACAUACUCUGGCAAUGUGUAAGCUUAAGACGGUGGCUCCUCCUUACUUCACAGCGCUAAAAUACCUCAGAGAUGCGGUGUUCACCGCAGAGCUCAAGUCCCAACUUGGGUUGGUAAUAGUUUAAGUCGAGUUUCAAAUGUGUUCAAAAGCAGUUCGAGCGGUACACUACCGACAACUACGCAGAAUGCUCCCUUGCAAGCACAGUUAGGAGCAGGAAACGCCUUUAAUUCCUCACCAGGUAGCAUGUGUGGAUACUUCAAAUGAAAGUAAGAACCUAAAUGUGGUCCAUU